Micromonas commoda is the source of this 1267-nucleotide messenger RNA. Its product is annotated as methyltransferase. Bases 27 to 1187 code for a protein of 386 amino acids. Gene Ontology annotation, cellular component: cytoplasm. The record is from RefSeq and is a predicted model, not a curated record. Gene Ontology annotation, biological process: tRNA N1-guanine methylation. The transcript has a single exon. NCBI's taxonomy places the organism in Eukaryota, Viridiplantae, Chlorophyta, Mamiellophyceae, Mamiellales, Mamiellaceae.
CGCCCAGGUCCGCGGUCGGCGGUCUCAUGGCCAAGCUCCGGCGGCACACCCUCGCACGGCCCCGGCUCAACCGCGUGCAACACCUCGACGACGACCACAGCCUCGUGCUGCUCGACACGGCGUCAUGCCCCGUCGACGGCGACCGCGACGCGCUACCCCCGAACGUGCUCGACGCGCUCGCGUCGCGCGGCGGGGACGAGGCGCCGACGCUGGUGACGCAUCGCGUGAUCCUCGGGUACGACGACCUCGACGCGGACGAGUGCCUCCGACGCGUCUUACCCCCGGACGUCACCGUGCCCACGGGGUUCGAGACCGCAGGGCGCAUCGCGCACCUCAACUUACGGGACGAGCACGAGCCGUGGAAGCGCGUCAUCGCCGCCGUGCUCAUCGAUAAGCUCCCGCAGAUCGAGACGGUGGUGAACAAGACGGGGGAGACGGGAGGACCGUUUCGGACCUUCACCAUGGAGGUUCUCGCGGGCGAAGGCGGGGACGGGCCGCUGGAGACGACGGUGAGCGAGAACGGUCUCGUGUACGCCAUGGACUUUCGCGGGAUGUACUGGAACAGCAGGCUCGGGACGGAGCGCGCGCGGCUGGUGGACUCCUUCGACGAAAACGACGUGGUCUUGGACCUGUGCUGCGGGGUGGGUCCCAUCGCGCUCCCGGCGUCCAAAAAGUGCCUCGCGGUGUACGCGAACGACCUCAACCCCGCGGCGGUGGCGUACCUGGGAAGGAACGCGAAACGGAACAAGGGCACGUCGCUGGCGGGCGUGACCAAUCUGGACGCCGGCGAGUGCCUCCGCGUGAGAAUCGCGGAAUUCGCGGCGGCGAAAAAGAAGGGCGGAUCGAACUUUGACGAGCGCGACUUGGCGAAGAUGAGGUUCACGCGGGUCGUGAUGAACCUGCCGCAGGGGUCGCUGACGCUCCUCCCGUGCUUCGUCGGCGCCUUCGACCGCGAGACGUGGCCCCCGGAGUUUUUGCCAAUCGUCCACGCGUACGCAUUCUCAAAGUCGGACGACCCGGAGUCAGACGCGGGCGCGCGAGCCGCGAAGGAGCUCGGGCUCGAGGAGGACGCGGCGGCGCUCGGGGACGGCGUCGGGUACAGGCGGGUGCGUCUGGUGGCGCCGGGGAAGCACAUGAUGCUGGUGAGUUUCAAGCUCCCGGAGCGGGCGGCGUACGCCGAGCGAUGAGAUACGUAGUAUUCGCGCGUGUGCGGGUGUGCUACCCGUGCCGGUCCCCAUUCAUCCACGAGGGCGGCGCCCCGUAACCU